Messenger RNA from Epinephelus fuscoguttatus (brown-marbled grouper), 2410 nucleotides. It is a transcript of the gene hoxa11a, whose product is annotated as homeobox A11a. Gene Ontology annotation, biological process: anatomical structure development; regulation of transcription by RNA polymerase II. The record is from RefSeq and is a predicted model, not a curated record. The transcript has 2 exons. Gene Ontology annotation, cellular component: nucleus. Lineage: Eukaryota; Metazoa; Chordata; Actinopteri; Perciformes; Serranidae. Gene Ontology annotation, molecular function: DNA-binding transcription factor activity, RNA polymerase II-specific; RNA polymerase II cis-regulatory region sequence-specific DNA binding. The coding region runs from base 256 to 1149 and encodes 297 amino acids.
ACACACACACACACACACACACACACACGCGCGUAUACACAGCCUGAAAAUCUGUCAAUUUCUGCCGCGUGGUCACGUGACCUCCUCCUCCGUGGAGUGGAUGGAGAUGGCUCUCCACGUCAGCCUACGUCUCCAAAUUUCUGCUUAGCGAACCUGCUUCAAAGAGGCAAGAGGCACGGCGCUUCAGAGCCAUGUUCAGGGCGGUUAUAGAGGAAUCAAACCCCAACAUAGAGUUAUAGUAGAGGGUGAACUACGAUGAUGGAUUUUGACGAAAGGGUCCCCGUCGGAUCGAACAUGUAUUUGCCCAGUUGCACUUAUUACGUGUCGGCGGGGGCUGAUUUCUCCGGUCUUCCCUCGUUUUUAUCCCAGACCCCGUCCACCCGCCCCAUGACAUACUCCUACUCCUCUAACCUGCCGCAGGUCCAACCCGUCAGAGAGGUGACGUUCAGGGACUACGCAGCCAUUGAAGCGUCCGGUAAAUGGCCGCACCGGGGGAACUUGCCCCACGGUUACCCCACCGCGGAGGACAUGGUGCACCGGGACUGUCUUUCAGCUCAAACCGCCGUCGUAGGGGACAUGUUCGGUAAAAACAGCCCGGCAGCCGCAGCCGCCGCCUACCACCACCACCACCACCAUACCAGCGCCGGCUCCGCUGCCACCAAUUUCUACGGGAACGUGGGCAGGAAUGGCGUGCUGCCACAAGCCUUCGACCAAUUUUACGAAACGGCGUACGGGAACGCGUCGGAAAGCUCCUCCACAAAUGGCUACUCAGGGGACAAAACGGCGACCAAGCAGCCCAGCUCUGCGCCCGAGGACGCACCAUCGUGCAGGGAUACCGAGGCGAAGGAGCAGCGGGAUGAGACGAGCAGCCCGGAGUUAUCUUCCGGCAACAAUGAGGAGAAAUCCAGCAGCAGCAAUGGACAGAGAACCCGCAAGAAAAGGUGCCCUUAUUCCAAAUAUCAAAUCAGAGAACUUGAGAGAGAAUUCUUUUUCAGUGUGUACAUUAACAAGGAGAAACGCCUGCAACUGUCUCGGAUGCUCAACCUCACCGACCGACAAGUGAAGAUUUGGUUUCAGAACCGCCGCAUGAAGGAGAAGAAACUGAACAGAGAUAGAUUACAAUAUUAUACGUCUAAUCCUCUGCUUUAGGGGUCAAAACAGCAUCAUCACAGCUUUCUUGGUCCUCUGCUGUGGGGACUGACUGCGUUUACAGACAGACUGACUCUCCGGCUGUGACUCUCCCAGUGUACAUUGUGUACCACAAUGGCCGAGACAGGAGCAACAACAACACUGCUCAAUGGUUAAUUUCAAGUUCGAGGACAACAGUAUCCUGCGAUCUGAGUUACCUAACGAGUGAGCAUGAAUAAAGUCAGUAUGUGGACUUUGCUUUCGCUCUCCAGACUCUGUUUUGAGGAAAAAAUGUAGAAAAGGAUUUUUUUUGGUCCUCGCCAAGACUGUGUGCUUGCGAGGGCCCAUGUUAAUAUUAUUGUGACUCACAGACGCCUUGUUUAAUUUCCUUUCACGAAAAAUUAGCAGUCGCUAAUUAACUGAUUCAGUGUAUUUUGUAAUCAAAAGAUUUGUUUAACUUUUUUUCUGUUUUUGAAAUCAGAAAAGUGGUGGCUGUAGGAUGACGGCGCCUAUGUGACUUUGAAUCUGUAUUGGUGUGACCAAAUAAUGAGUCCGAACGGAUCAGAAUGUAAUGUGUUUCUGUUUUUGUGUGCUUAUUUAUUUUGUAGCCACUCGUUUACUAUCUCCUUUAACGCCACGGCUAACCAAGUCCAUUAUUACAAGCAGGCUAUUUGGGGUUCCGUGUUGUGUCUUGGGCUGACCUCAAAAGGAGCUUUUGUCGUCUUUCCUGCAGCCUGCGGAAUGAGGGCUAUAAGUAUUUAUAUUUUGCGUAUCUUUCCACGUUCAAAUCCAUGCUGUCCUUUCUGAUUUUUUGGAGACUAUCAGUCGAGUAUUGAUAACGCAGGCCAAAACCAGAGAGAUAAGCUCGUCCACUGGAUCCGUGUGGAGUUGCACUGAGGUACACGCCCAACAGAUUCACACAGGUAUAUGCAGCGGGCCGCUUCGGUCUGAUAUUGAUACCGCAUAACAGAAUAUUUUUGUCAUGACUCGUGAUCCUUUGGUACUUGCAGUCUAAAGAAGAUACAUUUUCAAGUGUGUUGUCAGGGCAGGGCUGGUCAGGGUCAUCGCAUUGAAUCAAUUGCUUGGUAUGCCCAAACUAUUGUGUAUUAUACUAUAUUUCCAAAUAAAAAACAAAUGAAAAGAUAAUUGAAAAAAUACAGUUCUGCGUUUUUAUUGCUCUGUUUUUCCACAAGCUUUUUUCUUUUUUCUUUCUUUCUUUUUUAAAAUGUAGAUGUGUAACACAUUUUGUGAAUCAAAAGACGCACAUGUGAAACAUUUUACG